AAUUCCUUCGUUAACCUCUCCACAUAUUAUUUAACUAUAAAUGGUUUGAGAAACAAAGUGGUAUAACCGACACGUACAACAACAAAAAACAUGAUCCCACGUUGUUUCACCAAACCAAAACCAAAAUCAAAUAUAUCAUCAAGCAACAACAAUUGGUCUCAAGUUCCUCAACAUGUGGUAACAUGCAUAUACCAAACUCAAUUAUGCAAAUCUAACACUUAUAUCACCCUUACUUGGUCUAGAACCCUUUCCUCUCACUCCCUAACAAUCCACGCCCCAAAUAUUUUUCCCAACUCCAUCACCAUUUCUCUCAACCCAUCAACUCUUUUUUUCUUCAAAACCAAACGAAACCUUCAUAGAUCAAAAUCCAUCUACAACCAAUGUUCCCAUAAAAUCAAGUUCCAUUGGAACUUCUCCAAUGCAAAAUUCGUCGAAAACUCGGCCGAACCAUCUUCAUACUACUACUUGGCAAUCUCGUACAACAGAACUCUCCUAUUUUAUAUAGGAGAUAUUUUGUUGAAUUUGAAACGUAACAACCAAGAAAUUAAGUGUGGUAAUUCAAUUAAAGUAUCAAGGAGAGAGCACGUGUUUGGAAAUAGUAGUUAUGUGUCACGUGUGGUGUUGUUUGGUUCGAAACAUGAAAUAGAAAUUGAAUGUGUGGAAGGCGUGUUGAGAAUGAAAGUGGAUGGUGAAAGUGAUUAUGUUGUGAAAAGGAUGGCAUGGGGAUUUAGAGGAUAUGAAAAGAUAGUGUUAAUUGAAGGAAUUCAAGUGGAAUUUUAUUGGGAUGUGUUGUUUAAUUGGGCCUACAAAAACAAUAACACAAAGAAUAACAAUAAUGGACAUAAUAAUAGUGUGUUUGUUUUUCAAGUAGGAGAUCAAAUUCAAGGAAUUGUUUGGCCAGAAAUGUUAGGAGUAGAAAAGAGGUUAAUGAGGAAAAGUGUUUCUGAUUCUAACCUAACAUUGGAGUGGGUAGAGAAAAACAAUUCGUCAAUGGGGUCUUGUUGUGAGAGUGGGAGUAAUGCUAUUAGUGGUUUCUCUUUGUUGCCGUAUGCUUGGACCAGAUAUUGAAUAUUUCAUCCAUAGAUUUAUGUGUUUUAUUAAUCUUAUACUCAUAUAUGUUUAAGAGGUUUAAUUAUUCAUCAAUUCUAUCUAGCUAUAAUGGUUUGUAAAAUGCAAUAUAUUGCAUAGUACAGUAUAAGAUUUCAUUAGCAUUUUAAAAUAUACAUAUAUAGAACUUCCAUUCAUAUACACAA
Cicer arietinum (chickpea) is the source of this 1253-nucleotide messenger RNA. RefSeq lists its product as uncharacterized. Lineage: Eukaryota; Viridiplantae; Streptophyta; Magnoliopsida; Fabales; Fabaceae. The record is from RefSeq and is a predicted model, not a curated record.